AAAGAAAGAAAGAAAGAAAGAAAGAAAGAAAAAAAGAUUCAGUAGCCGGUGGCGGAAAUAAGCAGGUCACGUGGGCCAGAGGUUGCCGAGGCCGGUGUGUAUCCAUGACAACACUAGUGGAGGAAAGUGUCUGCAUACAGCGCGACAGAACGUAAAGAAAAGGAUGGCAGAAACUGGUGAUGGUAAAAAAGAGGAUGCCGACUACAAAAGACUGCAAAGCUUUCCACUCAUCAGGCACACAGAUAUGCCAGAGGAGAUGCGUGUGGAGACCAUGGAGCUCUGCGUCACAGCCUGUGAGAAAUUUGCAUCCAACAAUGAGAGUGCUGCCAAAAUGAUCAAGGAGUCCAUGGAUAAGAAGUUUGGCAGUUCGUGGCAUGUGGUGAUCGGUGAGGGGUUUGGGUUCGAGGUGACCCAUGAAGUCAAGAACCUGCUCUACAUGUUCUUCGGAGGAAGUCUGGCUGUGUGCGUUUGGAAAUGCUCCUGAUGUCGCUUCCCACACAAUUGCCACUAUGAGAUAUUUAUACUCACGGACCCGUCUUAACUAUGCAACCCUAUUUGACUUGACACGUGUGUGUGCCCAAAUGUGUGAAAUUGUAUACGAGGAGAAAAAAGGAUACAGAUUCCUUUGCACUUCUCCAGGUGACUCUUUUUCUGUCUUAAUGUAUAGGCUUCAAUUUUAAGCUUAACACACAGAUUUUAAUAAGUUUAAUUAACUUUUUUAGCAUUUUUAAUAAAGUUUAUUGCAACUGACUGCAGGACCAAGA
Megalobrama amblycephala (Wuchang bream) is the source of this 764-nucleotide messenger RNA. RefSeq names its product dynein, axonemal, light chain 4a (gene dnal4a). Gene Ontology annotation, molecular function: dynein intermediate chain binding; dynein light intermediate chain binding. The record is from RefSeq and is a predicted model, not a curated record. NCBI's taxonomy places the organism in Eukaryota, Metazoa, Chordata, Actinopteri, Cypriniformes, Xenocyprididae. The coding region runs from base 164 to 484 and encodes 106 amino acids. Gene Ontology annotation, biological process: microtubule-based process. Gene Ontology annotation, cellular component: dynein complex. The transcript is spliced from 4 exons.